CAACCGGAAUGUGAUUCAAUGUUUAGGUACAUAAUUAUAAAAACAGGACUGAAAAUCCAAAGGAAUAUGGCUGGUUUGAAGAUCCUUAUAUUUGAAUGUACUCUACUAGUACUAGUCAUCUUUUGCAGAAACACAUAUCAGACUCAAUCAGACAUCAUUAACUGUGAUUUUGUUAUAAUUGGUGCCGGAACAGCCAGCUUAACUCUGGGCAGUUUAUUAUCAGAUGUCCCAUACUGGAAAGUUUGCAUUUUAGAACGUGGCCCUAUGGAAUCGAGAAUGGAUGGGUGGUAUACUAACAGUUACAAGUUUACUACUCCUCAUGAUCCGAUGUGGCUAACUUCUCCUGUUUUACAGACAAUGGAAAAUAAUAAAAAUACAAACAGAGAUGGACGAAAUAUAUAUAUCCCAAGAUUUCGUGGUCGUGGUGGAACAUCUCGCGUUUAUGGAGCAAUAAAUAGAAGAGCUAGUCCUGCUGUUCUUGAUUUGUGGCCAGAUGGAUGGAAACAUGACAAUUUGACCCACUAUUAUAAGAAGAUGGAAGAUCAUUAUUGUUAUUAUGACUCAAAAGAUGUUACUGGGAUAUCAGAAGAAGAUUGCAAGAAAUGGCAUGGUAAAGGAGGUGCAAUGCAAGUAAAUACACAGAUGAAGGAGGCAUUCCAGAAAUUCGCAAGGGAAAUGAAAUAUCUUUGCCAAAAGACCAGUAUGCCAUGGGGUGGUUAUGCUCAUAACUACAACGGUCAUUUGGAAGAUAGAAUAAGCUGUAGUGUUUUUCAACAAUUCAAAAUGAGGACGGAAAAAGUUGGAAAAGACAAUUUUGUUCCUACACCGGAGGCGCGAAAUAACCGAGCGUCACAGACGGCUCGUGGUAGCAGUUUUUCAGGUUAUUAUGAACGAAGACAGGACCGAGCUAACCUGCAUGUCUUUACAUCUACAACUGUAACGAAAAUUUUGUUUCAAAAUACAAAGGCAAUAGGGGUCCUAUGUUUGAAUGAAGAUAGUGAGAAAAUUUUAACAUUUUACGCCCAGAAAGAGGUUAUUGUUGGGGGAGGGUCUUUUGAUACCCCUCAUUUACUUCAGGUUAGUGGUAUUGGUCCCAAAAAACUUUUGAAGAAGAUUAAAGUUGAUAUAGUCGCUGAAAAUCAACACGUUGGACAGCAUUUAUGGGAUCAUAUCUCCGUGCCAUAUGUACUCAAGCUCUCACCUGAAUCAGACGAUUUAUGUUGCACUGAUCCAGACAGUAAAAUACCAAAAGUAAAUAUUGAUGGUAAAAUUUAUGAUACAAGAACAUUAUCCAGUAUCAAUGGUCCUUUUUCAUGGAUUUUGCAUUUGAGAUCAAACUUAACUCGGCCGCUACAAAAUAUGUCUGACAUUCAGAUAUAUGUGAUGGGAAAUUCCAAACUUUUUGACGAAACAGGAUCAUUGUGUACCGCUCCAACAACUGGUCACAGUGAUUUAAAGGAAUAUGGUUUCUCUGGCGAUGAAGAUGAUACCGUUGAUUCAGAAGAUUUAAACGAAGGAACAAUUCGUAUUAUUGAUCAGUGGCCAGAAUUUCGAGGCUCUAUUAAUGCUGUAACAGCCAACAUUUUUGAUAAGCCAAAAUUAGAUUAUGGAUGGACAUACUCUGAAGAUGGUAUACCUACAAAAGAGUUCGAACAAGUGUCCAAACUAUUCAAAGACCAAAUUCGAAUGCUACGAGAAAUGUAUUUUGGUGCUGAUGUUCGAGAAGAGCUUCGUUCUUUAAUUGUUGAUGAAGUUGCACCAGGUAAAGAAAUUGAUACGGAUGAAGAACUUGAUGCGUGGAUGAGGGGAAUGUUUGUUUCAGCAUUGCAUCCAGUAGGUACAUGUAAAAUGCCUGAAUGUGCAGAUGAAUUUUUACAAGUGAGGGGAGUGUCUAAGUUGCGAGUAUGUGAUGCUUCAGCGUUCGCCUCACAAACCGAUGGAAACCCUGCCGCAACCCUCUAUGCAAUGGGAGAAAAACUUGCGGAUAUGCUCAAAUUUCAGUAUUUAAAGUACGUUAAAGUUGCUAUACGUCAAGACUUAUCAAUUCCAGUUGAAUCGACUAAACUGGAUGACCCGGAUAUUACUUCUGUUCAAUCAUACACGAACUGUAAAGACACUAAGGUCUUGAGCGAAUGGAUAUCAACGGGGAAAUCAACUUCUGCAAUAAUUUACCGGUGGUCACUUGUUUGCAAUGAAAAUUCGAAUAUAAGGGAUAUUGCAGAUAAAGUCAUUAAAGCAACACUUUACUUGAAUAUUGACUACAAUAAAUGUUCUACAGAAGGCUUCCCAAAGUUUAACCGUGAAGAAACUCCCCCUAUUAAUGUAGAAUCUGAACCAAAUCAUCAAGAAUCAUCUUAUGUUUUUAUAGUAUGGUGUAGGGCAUUUGAAAAUGUGAAUCCUAAUGAUCUGUGAAAAU
Molecule: messenger RNA, 2416 nt
Organism: Mytilus trossulus (common blue mussel)
Lineage: Eukaryota; Metazoa; Mollusca; Bivalvia; Mytilida; Mytilidae
Product: oxygen-dependent choline dehydrogenase-like
Exons: 3
Coding region: 19-2412 (797 amino acids)
Molecular function (GO): oxidoreductase activity, acting on CH-OH group of donors; flavin adenine dinucleotide binding
Source: RefSeq, a predicted model, not a curated record